AACUCCUAGCAUAAAGAGCAGAAUCAAUUGUCAAAGGAAACUUAGAUAAAAAAGAAUUAGCAUGAAGAACAGUUAGGCAAUGGCACUGUAUUUGGAAGUUGAGGGUCAAUGAGAUUGUAUUUUGUGGCGUCCAUGAGUUUGUCAAAUUUCCCAAACCCAUAACCAACAACAUGGAAACUAUAGCAUAGUUUACCUGAAUUGGGUGAUUAAUUAUAGUAAUAGGGAGUGGUGGCCAUAACCCUUUUGUCACAGCAUUCUUAGAAGAACAACUCCUUCAGACUCAAAGGUCCAUCAAUAAAGUGAAAGCAGAACAGAAGUCGAUGAAGAAAAACAUUGAACAAUUUCUGCAUAAUAUCAAAGAGGAAAGCAUCUUCUGGAAGCAGAGGCAACACCACAAGAUGAAAGCAAUGUUAGAUGACUUAAAGGGCAAGUUGGAAAGAGAAAGAAGAAGUAGAGAGAGGACGGAGUUACUUAAUAGCAAACUGAUACAUGAACUGGCUGAAGCAAACUCAUUGACCAAACAGUUUAUGACAAAGUAUGAGAAAGAAAAGAAAGAAAGAGAACUAAUGGAGGAAGUGUGCGAAGAACUGGCCAUGCAAAUAGGAGAAUACAAGGCUAGGCUUAAGGCAAUACUGAGCGAUUCGAAAAGGAUUUGCGAGGAAGUGGAAGAAGAGAGGAAGAUGAUGCAAAUGGCUGAACUGUGGCGUGAAGAACGCGUCCAAAUGAAGCUUGUUGAUGCAAAACUUGUUGUUGAAGAUAAAUAUAAGGAGUUGGUGCAGUUGGCUGGUUCUCUCCAAAUGUUCUAGAUAUCAAAGGGUGCUGAACUUGACACUGAGGAACUAGAGGAUGCUGAGUGGAUCAAACAACAAGUUGAAUCAGUAAAUAUUCAAGGUAUUCUGCAGACAAUAUAGCUCACGUGUCUAAAACUCAGAAAAUGCGGUUCCUGUUCUUGAAACUUGGUGAAUACCAGCGCAUCAGUUGCCGUGUGGGGGCUGGGCUUGUAUUCACAUAUUCA
Molecule: messenger RNA, 1015 nt
Organism: Cajanus cajan (pigeon pea)
Lineage: Eukaryota; Viridiplantae; Streptophyta; Magnoliopsida; Fabales; Fabaceae
Source: RefSeq, a predicted model, not a curated record